AUGACUCAAACAAAGGAUCAUGUUCUCAUAACCGGAGCCGGUGGAUUCAUAGGACAAGAACUCAUCACAUCUCUCCUCAAAGACAUGCCCAACGCUCUCUUCACUCUCACCGACAUCAUCACACCCCCCAUUCCCUCAGGAGCAGAUCACCAGGUCACAUCCCUCAAAGCAGACCUAACAGACCCAUCAGCUGUUACAUCCCUGCUAUCCAACCGCUUCAGCCACGUCUACAUCCUUCAUGGUCUCAUGUCCGGUGGUGCAGAAGCCAAUCUAGAUCUAGGACUCAAGAUCAACGUUGACUCGGUGCGAAGUAUCCUUGACGUGCUACGAACUGAAUAUCCUGGUACAAAGGUGAUAUUCGCUAGCUCAUGCGCUAUCUAUGGUCAGACAGAUCUAGUGACAGAGUUUGGCACACUUCCUCAGCCUAAGAGUUCAUACGGCAUUCAGAAAUUGCUUGUAGAGCUUUUGAUCAACGAUUACUCUCGUCGUGGUCUUCUCGACGGACGUAUCGUUCGAUUACCCACUGUUAUUGUCCGUCCAGGCGCACCAUCAGCAGCUGCAUCAAGCUUUGCAUCAGGCAUUGUCCGAGAGUCUCUCCAGGGAGUCCCCAACAUUCUACCCGUUAGCAGAGACCUCCAGCUUUGGGUCUGUAGUCCUGCUACAGUUAUCAAGAACCUCAUCAAGAUAAAAGACGUUCCAAAGGAGAAGUUCGGCGACUCGAGAGUGGUCAACCUGCCGGGCAUCACUGUCACCGUGCAGGAGAUAUUGGACGCUCUGAAGGAGGUUGGUGGUGAGAAGGCGCUUGCGCAGAUUGAGGAGAAGAGAGAUCCGGCUAUUGAGGCUAUUGUAAAUAGUUGGCCAGCGAAAUUCGAUGUAUCUAGGGCUUAUGGUCUUGGACUUGAGGCAGAUGGAAAAGUGUUGGAUGCUGUCAAGGCGUUCCAGGCAAAGAUUGCCAAGGCUUAG
Fusarium proliferatum ET1 is the source of this 963-nucleotide messenger RNA. RefSeq lists its product as uncharacterized. The record is from RefSeq and is a predicted model, not a curated record. The transcript has a single exon. Lineage: Eukaryota; Fungi; Ascomycota; Sordariomycetes; Hypocreales; Nectriaceae. The coding region runs from base 1 to 963 and encodes 320 amino acids.